AUAUGUGUCCUGACACUCGAUGACAAGGAGUUUUUGGACCAAAACAAGUCACCAUCCUUCAUUCUGGAGAGGAACGCCCCAGUCGAGUCUGGUGGGACCGGGGUCACCACACCAUCCCUGAACCCCGGACCCUGGCAGAGCGAGAGCCUGCUGGCAGAGUCCUGGUCCACCAUGGGCGACGUAGACCCCGAGGACACCAAGAGCCUGGACGGCAGCGACGGGGGGGCGGCGACGGAGAACCAUUCCUCAAACUCUGACAUGGUGCACCUGGAGGAGGAAGAGGAGGAUGAGGAGCUUCAGAACAGCGUUUUGGACCUCCAGGUUCCAGAGACUGAUGCGGCAGAGGGCGAGUUCAUGCAAAUGCUUCCACCCAUGGCACUGCCGCCGCUGCCAGUCUUCCGGCUGGAGCCCCCAUCCGCGACUUCCACACCGACACCCUCCACCGUAGCCGAGGAGCCCUCGUACGCCACGCCGGGCCUCAUCCCGCCAUCGUCCUUCCUCCCUCCGCCUGUCGGCGAGGAGGUCCCCUCCGAGGAAAAGCCCGAACCGGGGAUGUCCGCCGAUCUGCCCGUGCUGCUGUGCGGAGGCGCCGCUUUAGUGGCCAUGGUGGGCGUGAUGGCGUACAGCGCUGUGGCCUACUGCAGGAAGUAGAAAGAAUGACUGGCUGUGUUUGAAAUCAUUCACUCAUUCCUUACUUCUUCAUCACUAUAUAAAGAGUUGCUGCUGAAAUGCAUCAUGGAAUAUGCCGACAUCCUCAAGACCUCACUACCUUUCCAGAUGACAAAACGAACCCAAUUUCAGCACGAACCUUUUAAAACUCAUGACAGAGGGCACAAUUUAGUUAGGGAAUGAUUUCUAACACAGCCCCCUUUCUUUCCACUAUUCUUUGUCCGCACAAUUCAACAAAACGACACACGAUUCUGCUUCCAUGGUUGUGUUUGUGCUACCUCAGCUCACAGCAGAGCUCAUGGCCUUGACGGUAACACAUUAUGUUGUGAAUCUGGAAAAUAUAAAAGAUUUUUUGGAACAUUUUUGUGCCUUUUUGUCUCUCUCUCCACAAAUUUAAAAAUGUCAAACGGUGACAUCAAUUAUAUUUAGACAACGGGGCAAUUUAAAAAAAAAAAAAAAAAAUGACGGCAACAAAUGUCCAAUCAGUUUUGCGUGGGAGCGAUUUUUUUGCCGGUAGCCUUUCCCAGUCAAAUGAGAUUGAAUGCUUAUUGCUGUUAAAGGGUGCUUUUGAUAUAAAACCGUAGACUUCAUAAUACUUGACAGGAAGAGUGUAGGUUUGGUCUCAACAUUGGUAGGGAUGGAAUUGCAUUACUUGCAUUUACACUUUUUGCUGGGGAAGGGACAUUCAUAAUGAUCAAUGCAAAAUAAAUCUGUAUUGACUUAUACUAACUUUUAUGUGUAUUGGUUCAGCC
Corythoichthys intestinalis (scribbled pipefish) is the source of this 1421-nucleotide messenger RNA. RefSeq lists its product as uncharacterized. Gene Ontology annotation, cellular component: mitochondrion; membrane. Bases 172 to 651 code for a protein of 159 amino acids. The record is from RefSeq and is a predicted model, not a curated record. The transcript has 2 exons. Gene Ontology annotation, biological process: apoptotic process. Lineage: Eukaryota; Metazoa; Chordata; Actinopteri; Syngnathiformes; Syngnathidae.